This is a messenger RNA of Podarcis raffonei (Aeolian wall lizard), 4114 nucleotides long. RefSeq names its product WD and tetratricopeptide repeats 1 (gene WDTC1). The coding region runs from base 284 to 2380 and encodes 698 amino acids. The record is from RefSeq and is a predicted model, not a curated record. NCBI's taxonomy places the organism in Eukaryota, Metazoa, Chordata, Lepidosauria, Squamata, Lacertidae. Gene Ontology annotation, biological process: negative regulation of fatty acid biosynthetic process. Gene Ontology annotation, cellular component: cytoplasm; Cul4-RING E3 ubiquitin ligase complex. The transcript is spliced from 16 exons. Gene Ontology annotation, molecular function: protein binding.
GCGGUGGGAGAAGGAGGUGGCGUUAGCUGGAGCCCCAGACAGCUGGAGGGGAUAAACAGAGGAGGGGGCCGCGGAGGGCUCGGGUCCCAGCCAGGCCGGGGCUGCGAAGCCUGGCGACCGGCUCAGGCUGCCACCCAGCCACUCACCUCCCAGAGGGGCCCCUGCCCUGGCUCGGGCUUCGGGCCGCCCCCCUGCAUGGAAGUUCAGGGGCUUCGUCCACUGGCUGCUGCGGCUGCUGAGCCUGCCCUGAGGAGGCCUGACAGGUAAUUUCAAUGCCUUCUGUAUGGACACGAACUCUACUGGAAUGCUCGGAUGCACAGCAACACCUCCACUAGCUUGCUUUCGUCAGCCCUAUUGUGAGAAGAUGGCAAAAGCAAACAUUACUAGAGACCUCAUCCACAGGCAGCUCAAGGAGAAGGGUGCCCUCAGCUUUGAACGACACUAUCAUGUCACUGACCCCUUCAUCCAGCGCCUGGGCUUGGAGGCAGAGCUGCAGGGUCAUACUGGCUGUGUCAACUGCCUUGAAUGGAAUGAAAAGGGAAAUUUGCUGGCCUCUGGCUCUGAUGACCAGCACACGAUAGUGUGGGACCCGCUGCACCAUAAGAAGCUCCUCUCCAUGCAUACAGGACAUACAGCAAACAUAUUCUCAGUCAAGUUCUUACCACAUGCAGAGGAUCGGAUACUUAUCACUGGGGCUGCCGAUUCCAAGGUGCAUGUCCACGACUUGACGGUUAAAGAAACGAUCCAUAUGUUUGGGGAUCACAAAAACAGAGUCAAGCGUAUUGCCACAGCUCCCAUGUGGCCCAACACCUUCUGGAGUGCGGCUGAGGAUGGGCUGAUUAGACAGUAUGACCUGCGAGAGAACAGCAAACACUCAGAGGUCCUGAUUGACCUGACGGAAUACUGUGGACAGCUUGUAGAGGCAAAGUGUCUCACUGUCAACCCCCAGGACAAUAACUACCUGGCAGUGGGAGCCAGCGGGCCUUUUGUACGGAUCUAUGAUAUACGCAUGAUCCACAAUCACAGAAAAACAAUGAAACAGAAUCCCACAGCUGGAGUCCAUACAUUUUGUGACCGGCAGAAACCCCUUCCAGAUGGUGCAGCACAGUACUAUGUAGCAGGGCAUCUUCCAGUGAAAUUGCCAGACUACAAUAACCGGCUGAGAGUUUUGGUAGCUACAUAUGUCACCUUCAGUCCUGAUGGUACAGAACUCUUGGUCAACAUGGGAGGGGAACAGGUUUACUUAUUUGAUCUGACUUACAAGCAGCGGCCAUACACUUUUCUCCUGCCAAAGAAAUGCCACUCUUCAGGAGAGGUGCAGAACGGAAAAACAUCAACCAAUGGCGUGUCAAAUGGCAUCCAUCUCCACAGCAACGGCUUCAGGCUGUCUGAGGGGCGAGCACACAUAAGUCCACAGGUGGAGCUGCCUCCCUAUCUGGAGAAAAUCAAACUGCAAGCCAACGAGGCUUUUGCUUGUCAGCAAUGGACUCAAGCCAUCCAGCUUUAUAGCAAAGCUGUCCAGAAAGCCUCCAGCAAUGCUAUGCUGUACGGAAACAGAGCUGCUGCCUACAUGAAGCGCAAGUGGGAUGGGGAUCACUACGAUGCAUUGAGAGACUGCUUAAAGGCCAUCUCCCUAAAUCCAUGCCACUUGAAGGCUCACUUCCGCCUGGCUCGCUGUCUCUUUGAGCUGAAGUAUGUGGCAGAAGCACUGGAGUGUCUGGAUGACUUCAAAGGAAAAUUCCCAGAGCAAGCACAUAGCAGUGCUUGUGAUGCACUGGACCGGGACAUCAAUGCAGCCCUUUUCUCAAAAAGUGAUAAUGCGGAAGACAAGAAAGGGAGCGGCCCUAUCUGGCUGCGAGCAGCGGGCCGAAAAGAUUCCAUUUCGGAUGAUGAGAUGGUGCUGAGGGAGCGCAGCUAUGACUACAAAUUCAGAUACUGCGGCCACUGCAACACCACCACAGACAUCAAAGAGGCCAACUUUUUUGGCAGCAAUGCACAGUACAUUGUCAGUGGCUCUGACGACGGCUCCUUCUUCAUCUGGGAAAAAGAAACAACGAACCUGGUGCGGGUGUUGCAAGGCGAUGAGUCCAUUGUCAACUGCCUCCAGCCCCACCCGAGUUACUGCUUCCUGGCCACCAGUGGCAUUGAUCCAGUCGUACGGCUGUGGAAUCCCAGACCAGAGAGCGAGGCACUGAACGGGCGAGUGGUGGAAGACAUGGAAGGCGCUUCCCAAGCCAACCAGAGGCGGAUGAACGCUGACCCACUGGAGGUGAUGCUGUUUAACAUGGGCUACCGGAUCACAGGACUGACUAGUGGUGGGACUGGAGGCUCAGAUGAUGAAGACAGCUCCGAGGGGCAAGUCCACUGCCGGACCAGCUAAAGCUGAACUGCCUCUCCUUCCCAUGAUUUUGGGGUUUUUUUUGUUUUUGUUUCUUUGUUUGAAGGGAAAUCUAGUUUGCUCAGUUUGAACUCUGAUGAACGACUGCACUGUUUCACACUAUGCACAGAGUAGGACACGUCAGCAGGGGCAAGAGUGGCUUUGUUAAACUGCUGCUACUAUUUCUUCCCCCCUUUUGCCCCGUUCCACUAUUGAGCAGCAUGGUAACGCGGCCUGUUGAGUUUUGCCUCCCAGCAGAAUCUAGUCUGUACAGGGGUUCCUUUUCCACGUUGUCUGAGAGCAGUGUAAAACUGGUAGCCAUCCCCUCCUCCAGCGCUGCUGCAUGGCCUGGACGGCGGGAGGCAUUGCCUACAUGAAUGCAUUUUACAGAGAGGAUGUUUAAAAACUCAAUAAAAUGUAAAACUAGGGCAGGGAUUAUGGAAUUAAGUUUAAUGCGGUGAUCUGUGUCUCUGAAGCUUGGCUUGCCUGCUCUGCUGCUAGCUAUUGGCCCAUAGUUGUGGCCUCUCUGGUGUCUCUUUCAGCCCACAGGACAGCUGAUGAGCCCAGCCUCUGCAUCUAAAGCCAUGGUCACAACCAAGUGGCUAGAGAGAACAUGGGCAGCUUAAUUCAUGUGACUCUGGAGGUGCAAAAUAACAUGACACCAGGCAGAGAAACUGACUUCCUGGUAUUCAAUACUUUAUUUCUUCCAUGUGCAGAGAGAGAAAUGGCUGUAAUAGAGAGAGGCCCUGACACGGGGCUCUGUGACUUAUGUGACUUGAGCUAGUAAAAAGAACUGAUGUUGCUGCUCUUUGGAAAACUCCUGAUUCCCCCACCCCACCCCCGGCAACUUCUCCCAGAAUGUUUUCUUUCUUGUGUGUCUAUGGUUAGGCAUGUGGCGUAUGUGGGACAUGCCUCAUCACUGCUUGGGACUGAAUGCUGAAAGUGAACUGAUUCGCUGGCUCUCCACAAGGUUGUCCUUCCCCAUUUCCUUGACAUUUGUGUGACCUCCCACCUCUGCCAUGCAUAGAGGAAUCUCCAUGGGGUUUGUGAACUUCUUAGUGGAGCCGCCUAUCCUUUCUCAAACCUUGUUUCUGGUGGGCAGGAGUCUUUAAAGUGGCACAGGAUGUUGAUUCCUCUUUUUUGUUAAAUGACUCCAUUUUACCUGUUUGCUUCCAGCCAUCAAAUGGAUACCACACAGUUGAUGUAACGUGGCUUUUUAAAAAAUAUGAUUGUGACCUAAGCCCAAGAGUCCCUGCGCAAUACACGUAACAUUUGUUCUCUCCUCAUUUAUGUUAAAUUCUAGCAUUGUUCCUUGAGGUAAGAAUGGAGGGCGGAGAGAGAAAGGUAUGCAUGACCAGGACAAAUGCUACGUUAAGGUUGGCUUUUAGGAACACAGAAUUCCUGUGUUUUGUGAAGGAAAGGACAUGUUUGGGAAAGUGAUCUCUGGACAUGGCACACACCUUGACGUCUUUUGUGUCACAUCUCUGGAGCAAGUGGUUGCAGAAAUAAUGGUGGCAUAAAAUCUGCUGUCAGUACAACUUCAGGGUGUGAUGGUGUUGAUAAUGCGCCAUUGUCUUGAACCAACUCAGACCUUCUCUUCCAGGUAACUCUUCUCUGGGAUUUAUGCUUGGAAUUGGAAGCAAGGCAGGCAGCCAUUUGUGGGUGGGUGUUGAGGAGAAAUAUGACUGUAACAUUGCUGUCUCCAUUAAACAUCUUUGCUUUGCCUCCCCUUGAAAA